AUGGCACUGCAAGAUAUGACUCGUUCAAUUUAUUUCAUAAUGCGUAACACUUCUAGUCUCGAGAUUUUUAUGUCACAUCCUUCGUUGGGUGGGGAGGGUUAUCACCAAGAUCGUGAGUGGUUGCAGAUCGUGGUGCACUUCCUGAAGGCUGUCGGGUAUGGAGACAAGGACUCUGUUGGCGCCAACAACAGCACUGACUCAGGCUUCCUGGAGGCGAGCCUGGCACACUACAGGCUGCAGGGCUUGGGUUACUACUGGCUCGCUGCUACCUCGAUCUCCUACACCUUCUACUUCGGCAUCGGCGGCUUCCUUCAUUGGUAUUAUUACGUGUGUCAGCGUGACCGAUCUGAGGAAUGGAAAUGUCAGCCACACAAGUUCCUCUCUCCGGAACUUGAGCGUCACGAGAUCCUGCUGGGCUCCUUCUCUCUCCUGCUGGGUUCCUCCGUGUCUGCUCUCAUCUCCUGCUACCUCAUGAAUGGAGGAAGGUCUACCAUCUACUACAACGUAGCUGAGCACGGCUGGUUCUGGUACUUUGUCUCUUGGCCGUUCGUCUUUAUUUGGCAGGAUUACCUAACGUACUGGCACCACCGCUUCUACCACCUGCCCUUAGUCUACAAGUACUUCCACAAGCUCCACCACAAGUACAAGCACCCAACCGCCUUCAGCGUCACCGCUAUCCACCCUGUUGAGUUCCUCCACAUGCAGGCAGUCCUCGCCAGUCCCAUGGUGCUCUUCCCAGUCCACUGGAGUGUGUUCGUGACACUGAUGAUCUACCUCUACUACCAUGGGAUUAUAGACCAUUCAGGUAUCAACUUCAAGGCGCAGUGGUGGCAGCCGUGGCAGCCAGAUAGCAUCUUCCACGACAACCAUCAUCAGUACUUCCAUGUUAACUUCGGCUUUAACUGUGCCCUCUGGGAUAAAAUCCACCACAUACCGCGAAGAAAAAAGCUGUACGGGGAAGACAUCUUCUACGGCAGGUGGAAGACUAUUCCAGUGCUCAAGAUAUGUGAUAAAGCCCUUACCCAAAAUCAUGUUAAACAGUUUCCCACUGGGAAGAGAAGAGAGGGUACAGAAGAGGAAGAGAAAGAAUAUAGAAGAAAGGAGGCAGGGCAAAGAGAAGGGAAGAGAAAUAAAAGAGGAUAG
Cherax quadricarinatus is the source of this 1143-nucleotide messenger RNA. Lineage: Eukaryota; Metazoa; Arthropoda; Malacostraca; Decapoda; Parastacidae. The record is from RefSeq and is a predicted model, not a curated record.